Molecule: messenger RNA, 956 nt
Organism: Tripterygium wilfordii
Lineage: Eukaryota; Viridiplantae; Streptophyta; Magnoliopsida; Celastrales; Celastraceae
Exons: 4
Coding region: 221-574 (117 amino acids)
Source: RefSeq, a predicted model, not a curated record
CUAAAUUUAACCUGAAAAGUCAAUUGUCGAGGACUGAGAAGACCUUCGCGUGCGCCCGCCGAGUAGAAUCGGUUCCGGUCACGGAAAAAUCUCUUGAUAUCUUUAUGAUCUUCCGGAGACAAUAUGAAAAACGAGAGAGAAAAGAAUCAUCACUGAGGGAGCGGAGCGAGGUUAUAUAAUUAGAGACAGAGAGGGGGAGAGAGAGAGAGAGAGAGAAGUAAUGGCAGCAGCGUCGUUUAGGUGGAUACUGCAGCUACACAAGGACGUACCAAGAGCGGCUCGGUUCUACUCAGAAGGCCUCGACUUCACUGUCAAUGUCUGCACUCUUCGCUGGGCUGAACUCCACUCUGGCCCUCUCAAGCUUGCACUCAUGCACUCCCCCAGUGACCAUGUUAUGCAGCAGGGGUAUUCUUCACUACUAUCGUUCACAGUGUCUGAUAUAAACACUACAGUGACAAAACUAAUGGCCUUAGGUGCUGAACUAGACGGCCCCAUCAAGCAUGAGGUCCAUGGAAAGGUUGCAGCCAUGCGAUGUAUAGAUGGUCAUAUGCUGGGACUCUAUGAACCUGUCUGAGGGGGGUUGAGGAACCAGUCACGUCAAUAAAAACCGAGCCACGCUGCUAUUCGCUUUCGUUAUCAAAUAUUGAAUUCUUUUGACACAGGGAAAACAUGAGAAACCUUUCCUUUCUUUGGAUUGCCUUCAACGAUCGAUAGUGAUAGUGUCUGCUCAUCCAGGUUUAUGACAAGAUUUCGUCUUUCCAUCUAUUUGGUAGCACAACUGCUCAUUUUUGCCUGUUUACAUUCUGAUUUCUAAGCCAAUUGCAAUUCACCAUGAGAUGAAAUUGCUUGAGCUAAGCACUUGAUCAACCAAUUGGUCUUAGUAUGUCAUGAAUUCUGAUGUAGUGACAAAAAACUUGUUAAUUCAGUUGGACAGAUGUUUAAUCCAUGUUGCUAAA